Molecule: messenger RNA, 4643 nt
Organism: Taeniopygia guttata (zebra finch)
Lineage: Eukaryota; Metazoa; Chordata; Aves; Passeriformes; Estrildidae
Gene: SPAG5
Product: sperm associated antigen 5
Biological process (GO): regulation of attachment of spindle microtubules to kinetochore; cell division
Source: RefSeq, a predicted model, not a curated record
CGCCCCUAACGGAAACCCGCGGGUGACGCGCGCGGCUCAGCCACUCAGAGCCGCCCGUGCUUUUCAAACCGGCGGCGGCGGGCCCGCACCGGGAGCCGGGGCUUGGACCGAGACCGGCACCAACCGGGAACCAGCACUGCCACACCGACACCCGGCACCAACCGGGAACCAGCACCCCCACACCGAGACCCGGCACCAACCGGGAACCAGGACCGAGACAGACCCUGGCCCGGUGGGCCCGGAGCCGAGCCCGGGACCGGGAGCGGAGAGCCACCGCGGCUGUAGCCGAGCCCCGGAGCAUUGCCGGGCCAUGCAGCGCAACAAGACCCCCGUGGUGCAGAAGCGGCCCCGGCGCACCCCGCUGCAGCAGCUGCAGUUGGACACCGACCGGACUGGCCUGACCCCCCUGUUCCGCCGGCUGCGGCUCAAGGACAAUGACUGUGCCACCCCAGUGUCCUGUGCCCGGGGCCCCCGCAGCAGUGUCACCACAGCGCCUUGCACCCCAGGAUCCCCACGGAGUGCUACCCUGGGCCCUCCCAGCAGCACCACCCUAGUGCCUGAUAUCCUGGAGCCUUCCAGCAGGACCUCCACCUGUGACCUCAGGACUCCCAUCCUUAAACCUGCUGCCUCUGAGGCCCCCAGCAAUGCCACCCUUAUUCCUGGUGCCUUGGAGCCCAGCAGCAGCACCGUGCCAGCCCCUGUGUGCAGCUCCAUCUCAGUGCCCAGCACCCCAGAGCCCUCCAGCAGGACAGUGCCAGCCCCUGUGUGCAGCUCCUCCAUCCCCGUGCCCAGCACCCCAGAGCUCUCCAGCAGGACAGUGCCAGUCUCCCUGUGCAGCUCCAUCCCAGUGCCCAGCACCCCAGAGCCCUCCAGCAGGACAGUGCCAGUUUCCCUGUGCAGCUCCUCCAUCCCUGUGCCCAGCACCCCAGAGCCCUCCAGCAGGGCAGUGCCAGUCUCCCUGUGCAGCUCCAUCCCCGUGCCCAGCACCCCAGAGCCCUCCAGCAGGGCAGUGCCAGUCUCCCUGUGCAGCUCCUCCAUCCCCAGCACCCCAGAGCCCUCCAGCAGGACAGUGCCAGUGUCCCUGUGCAGCUCCAUCCCCGUGCCCAGCACCCCAGAGCCCUCCAGCAGCAUCAUUCCAGUUCCCCUGUGCAACUCUAUCCUAGGAUCCAGCAGCCCAGAGUGCCCUGGCAACACUGUGCCAGUCUCCCCGUGCACCUCCAUCCCUGUGCCCAGCAUCUUGGAGUCCCCUGGCAGCCCCAUGUGCAGCCUUGUCCUGGGGCCUUGCACUGUGGAAUCCCCUGGCAGCACCACCCCAGGGCUCCCCAACAAUAUUAGCUCAGUGUCUUGCAACCCAAACUCUCCAGGCAGCUCUGCUCUACCCCUCUGCAGCUCUGGAUCCCCUGGCAGUGCCAGCACAGCCUCCUGCACCAGCACAACUUCUGUGCCCACUGCGGUCACUGGCACCAGCAUGACCCCAGUGCCCACUGCGGUCACUGGCACGAGCCCAAUGCCCACUGCGGUCGUUGGCACCUGCAUGAGCCCAAUGCCCACUGCGGUUGUUAGCAUCAGCAUGACCCCUGUGUCCACUGUGGUCACUGGCACGAGCCCAGUGCCCACUGCGGUUGCUGGCACCUGCAUGAGCCCAGUGCCCACUGUAGUCACUGGCACCUGCAUGAGCCCAAUGCCCACUGAGAUCGUUGGUACCAGCAUGACCCCAGUGCCCACUGUGGUUGCUGGCACCAGCCCAGUGCCCACUGCGGUCACUGGCACCUGCACGAGCCCAAUGUCCACUGCGGUUGUUAGCACCAGCAUGAGCCCUGUGUCCACUGUGGUUGCUGGCACAAGCCCAAUGCCCACUGUGGUCACUGGCACCUGCACGAGCCCAAUGCCCACUGCGGUCAUUGGCACCUGCAUGACCCCAGUGCCCACUGCAGUCAUUGGCACCUGCACCAGCCCAAUGCCCACUGCAGUCAUUGGUACCAGCAUGACCCCAGUGCCCACUGCGGUCAUUGGCACCUGCACCAGCCCAGUGCCCACUGUGGUUGUUAGCACCUGCAUGACCCCAGUGCCCACUGCGAUCGUUGGUACCAGCAUGAGCCCAGUGCCCACUGCAGUCACUGGCACCUGCACAAGCCCAGUGCCCACUGUGGUUGUUGGCACCAGCCCAGUGCCUACUGCGGUCACUGGCACCUGCAUGAGCCCAGUGCCCACUGCAGUCGCUGGCACCAGCAUGUCUCCAGUGCUCUCCAUGGCCACCAGCACUUUCAGGACACCUCAGGGUGUGGGGGAGAGGAGCAGUAACACACCCAAGGGAAGCCUCCCCUGUGCCAGGGACAGUGCUGUGGAAACAGACUCCCUGCUCUGGCACUGUCCCCGGGAGCAACUGAAGACCCUGCCGCGGGCACAGCUGGAGGAGAGGCUGGAGCGGGCCCUCAUCAUCAUCGAAGCUCUCUUGCUGCAGCUGUGUGACUUAAAGGACAGCCAGCAGCUGCGGCCUGGCGUGGGGCCAGCCAAGCAGAGGGACACGUUCACACAGACUGACACCACCCACCCCACAGGGAGCACCUGGAACAGCCAGAGCCUCCUGUUCCGGGGCCUCGCAGCUGCUGCUUUUCGGAGCUUGCAGGAUGAGCAGGGAGCUCUCAUGCAGGAGUGCCAGGCUGUGCUUGAGACUGCUCCCAGCAAGGUGCAGAGCUGCCUGGAAGAGCGGGAUGCCAUCAGGCAGCGAGUGGAUGAAGCCCUGCGAGCCCAGGAUCAGGGAUAUCUCUUCCUGGAGGCUUUCUGUGCCCAUGCCAGGGCCCAGAUCAGUGCCCGUGACCAGAGCCUGGCCUCCCAGCAAGAGCUGAGCACACUGCUGGCCCAUGCCAUCAACCUGCAGGCAUCCCUGUCUGCUAAGGCGCAGUCUUUCCGGGAAUUCUUAGAUGUCACCUUUGAAAAUCUGAAGAAGGAAAGGAAGGCGGUGGAUGAGGAGCGGGAGCAGACGAGGGCCCUGAUAUCCCGGUCUUUUGCCCUGUUGGAGCACGAGCAUGGCAAGCUGCAGAGCUGCCUGGAGGAGUGUGCUGCUGCACAGAAACGAGAAGAGGAGGCUCUUCAGGCCAAGGAGGAGGCAUCCAGGCAGCUGGAGAAGACCUUGGUGACCCUGCAGGACACACAGGCUCAGCUGGAGAAGCUGACAGUGGCCAACUCACUCCUGAGCAAAGACCUGAGCUCCAUGGGGAUAAAUCUGAGCAGUGUGGAGCAGGAGCGGGAUGCGCUGCAGCAGGAGAACGAGAAGCAGCAGGAGGAGAUGGCCCAGCUGGCGCAGGAGAGGAACUCCCUGCAGCAGGAGCGCAAGGAGCUGUGCCAGGAGCUGCGGGAGGCCGCUGAGUGCCGGGAGUUCCUGGAUCAGGAGAACCAAAUGUGCCGCAAGCAGCUGCUGGAGGUGGAGGCCAGACUGAACUCCACGCUGGCCACCCUGCAGGAGCGCAUCCAGCAGCAUGAGGAGCUGAUGGAGUCCCACCAACUCCUGCGGGAAGAGCAGGCUGCCCUCAGCAAGGAGCUGGACAGCACCAAGGCCGAGCUCUUCAGCUUGCAGAUAAAUAGGUCCAAAAUUUCUUGCUGCUCCACGGGCAUUACGAAGAACAAGAUGCGGUUGCAGGAGCUCGCUGACUGCCUCAAGGCUGCUCUGGAAGAGCCGGAUGAUGAUGAUAGCCCACCAAGAAGCAAAGCCUGGACCCCACGCCUUGCCUGGACGCCGGCGUGCCGCACUCCGCACCACACCUCCUUCGUGGGCAGCGUCAUGAAAGCUGUAUCAGGGGAAGAUGCCAAUGAAACCACCAGAAGUGGGAGUAGAGUUGCCAAGGACAAACUUGCAUCUGUGCCAAAGCCAAUAGAUCCCGAGGACACUCUGCUGGAGAGUGUGAAGGAGCUGGGAGUUGUGGUCUCCAACUUUGCCACGCUGGGCUUCCGCAUCCAGGAGCUGAAGACAGAGAUCUCUGACCUGCAGCUCCGCCUGAAGACAGUGACAGCUGAGAGCCAGGAGAAGGUGGAUGACCAGGCUGCCACCAUUGCAGAGCUGCACAAGGCACUGAGGACCAAGCUUGAGAAUGAGAAAGAGCUUCGGAACCUGUUGAAAAAGCAGGAAGAGCAGAUGUUGCAACUCAUCGACAAGAGUGGGGAAGUCACGAGGCUGAAGACAGAAGUCUCUGAGCUGAAGCGCUCGCUCCAGCUUGCAGAAACAGAGGCCAAGGUGCUGUGGGAGGAGGUGAAGGGCAAGGAGCACCAGGAGAAGCCUGUCAACAUCCAGGAGCGGGUCCUGCUCCGGCAGCAGGUGGAUAAACUGCGAAUGCUGUUUGUGAAACAAGAGGACGAGAAAAGACGGCUCACUGACAAGUACCAGGAGCAGAUCCGAGGGCUGGAGAUGAAGGUCCAUCAAACCCACAAAGUGCUGAGGACCCAUGAGGAGAUGCAGGAGAAUAUAAGAGAGCUCCUGUCUGCUGUCCCUGAGGUGGCUCUGAGUUGCCAGGAGCUCCAGAACCUGCUGCGCUAUGUGGGCCUGAAGCCAGCCAGCAAGGAAGCUGCUGAGCCACUAUAGCCUGUAGCCUGAAACCUUUCCUGUUUUUAAUGUUGUAAUUAUUUUUUGAAUAAAGUUGUGUUGGCUUUUA